CUAACUACCUCCUCCAACCAAAAAGACUUGACAAUUGAAUUGACUAUGGAGUAUGGAUGGCUUUGUAGGGUCUCUAGGCUACCGAGACAAACAGUAGACAAAAACCGUUUAUUAGAAGCUGAAGCUCAUUAAUAGUUACAUGAAUAAGCUGCUCUAACCCAUUUCACUGGGUUUCUUGAAGCUUGUUUUGGAGGAAAAUGAAACUGAUCUGCCUGCAGUUUGCUGUGAUUUUGAUUACUUUUGUUGGCCUUGUGGCAUCUCAAACUACAUCAAAAAAUGAGACGAUUCAGGUCCAAUUGGUGGCUUCCAACAAUCAAACCAGCAGAGCAUGGUGCCCUUCUGGAUGGGCUAUAAGUCCAAAUAAGAGUAAGUGCUUCAAACUUAUACGGAGAUUCAAGUCAUGGAAUGAAUCAGAGAACCGUUGUAUGCGUUAUGGUGGACACGUGGCAGGACUGACAUCAUCUGAAGAACUUAGCUUUGCUCAGAAGUUGUGUGGCCAAACUGCCAAUGGCUGUUGGGCUGGUGGAAGAGUGAUGAAUUCUACUAUAGGUUUCAUUUGGAAGUGGUCCGAUAGCACUUCACACAUGAACCAGUCAAUAGUUCCUGAGCCUUUUCCUUUGAAUUGCACUAGUUUGUCAUGCCGCAAUAGUAUUGCAGCUGAUUUAUGUACAGUGGUGAAUGGAACUGCCGAUCUUGUGGCUGAGAGAUGCAAUAGUUCUCAUGCUUUUAUUUGCAUGCUUGAUGUUGAGAAGAAAUGCUACCACAUGCACUGCCACCGGGAAUAUCUGAUUAUCCUUGCAGUUGUGAGUGGAUUAAUCCUUUGCACAACAUUAGCAGUUGUGAUUUGGCUCCUUGCAUACAGGCGAAGCAAGAAGCGUAGAAAGUCUCGUAAGUUAUCCAAUCCAGCAGCUUCUGCAUUGGUUCCUCCAUCAUGGAAAGUAUUCACUAAUGAGGAACUGAGGUCGAUUACCAAGAAUUUUAGUGAAGGAAAUCGUCUUCUUGGAGAUGCAAAAACUGGUGGCACAUAUAGUGGUUUUCUUCCUGAUGGAUCUAGGGUGGCGGUUAAGAGGUUAAAAAGGUCUAGUUUCCAGAGGAAGAAGGAGUUUUACUCUGAAAUUGGAAGGGUUGCCAGGCUCCACCAUCCAAACUUGGUGGCUAUUAAGGGAUGUUGUUAUGAUCAUGGUGACCGCUACAUUGUUUAUGAGUUUAUACUUAAUGGGCCCUUGGAUAGAUGGCUUCACCAUGUGCCAAGAGGAGGCAGGAGCUUGGACUGGGCUAUGAGGAUGAAAAUCGCUACAACGCUUGCCCAAGGAAUUGCGUUCUUGCAUGACAAGGUUAAGCCUCAUGUUGUGCAUCGGGAUAUUCGUGCUAGUAGUGUUCUGCUGGAUGAAGAGUUCGGAGCCCAUUUAAUGGGGGUUGGUCUUUCCAAGUUUAUGCCAUGGGAAGUGAUGCAUGAGAGAACAAUGAUGGCAGGUGGCACAUAUGGGUACCUUGCUCCAGAAUUUGUUUACAGAAAUGAACUUACUACAAAGAGUGAUGUCUACAGCUUUGGGGUGCUGCUUCUUGAAAUAGUCAGUGGGCGUAGGCCUAUGCAAGCAGUUGAUUCGGUGGGUUGGCAGAGUAUAUUUGAGUGGGCCACUCCUCUGGUGCAGGCGCACCGCUACCCUGAGCUCUUGGAUCCUCUCAUAACCCCACCCUCCUCGGAUGUUCCAGAAGCUGGAGUCAUUCAGAAGGUUGUGGACCUUGUAUAUGCUUGCACGCAGCAUGUGCCAUCAAUGCGCCCAAGAAUGUCUCACGUUGUUCAUCAGCUACAACAGUUGGCACAGCCAUGAGCCACCCAUUCUGAAGUAAGUUAAGCUGAAAUGAAUUACUAAAUAUUAGAUAUCUGCAACGCCAUUUUUAUCCAAGUGGUCGAGGGCUGAGGUUAAUUGUGCAGCUUCAUGAGAUGCAAUAGUUUCACUACUAACUUAGAUGCCGUCUCACUGUUUUUGUUGUUUUAAAAUGUAUAUUCACUUUUAAUUAAGAGUAAAUUUGCUUUGUAGAUUAAUAUAAAUAUUGCUGCGGACCUUGAACCGUAGUAAAACUCCGAAAGAUGCAAAGCAAAGCAAAACCAAAAGGCUCUUGCAGGUCUUGGAGAGCCACUUUUUAGUUGACUUAUUUGGGCUAAUCUGAUUAAUAAACCUCUUCCAAAGUUAAA
This is a messenger RNA of Populus trichocarpa (black cottonwood), 2197 nucleotides long. RefSeq names its product C-type lectin receptor-like tyrosine-protein kinase At1g52310. Gene Ontology annotation, biological process: protein phosphorylation. Bases 198 to 1832 code for a protein of 544 amino acids. The transcript has 6 exons. The record is from RefSeq and is a predicted model, not a curated record. Lineage: Eukaryota; Viridiplantae; Streptophyta; Magnoliopsida; Malpighiales; Salicaceae. Gene Ontology annotation, molecular function: ATP binding; protein kinase activity.